Messenger RNA from Rhododendron vialii, 2599 nucleotides. RefSeq lists its product as uncharacterized. The record is from RefSeq and is a predicted model, not a curated record. Bases 1114 to 2118 code for a protein of 334 amino acids. Lineage: Eukaryota; Viridiplantae; Streptophyta; Magnoliopsida; Ericales; Ericaceae. The transcript is spliced from 12 exons.
CCCUGUUCCUCUCAUCUUGUUUCGUUACGCUUUGGUGUUCACACCAAUGUUUUUGUUGAAUAAGUUAUGCCAAUUUUGCAUGUUGUUGCCGUUCAAAAAAGCAUGUUGUUUAUGCUAAUAAAUAACUUAUUCACUAGUGUAAAUAACUUGUGAUUAUGAAUGAAUAAGUUGUGUGGUGGUGUUUCCACUAAUAUUUUUGGUUCACGAAUUGGGCUAAUUUUGCAUGUUGUUCAUGUUAAUAUAUAACUUUUUUACUAGUGUAACAACUUGUGAUUUUGGAUGAAUAACUUGUGUUGCAGAAGUUAAUCACUUGUGUGACGACACAGGGUUUGUUUUUCCACUGCAGCUAGUUCAAUUCAGUGGCAAUGUUUCGAGGUUUAAAUUUUCGGACUGAUGAUUUUGGGCUUCGGUCUGGUCUGGCUAGACCGAUCCUGGUGUUUUGUGGGACGAAGCCCUCAUGGGAAGAAUCAACAAAAAGGGGGAAAAAAAAAGAAAAGGGAAGUCAAAAUUGGCCACCGCCAAUCCCAAUUUACCCGGAAAUUAUGAUUUCAAAGUUGCUUUCAUAUUAUGUUAAGAAAGUUAAAUAGUUUUGUUUUAUGGACAAAAUUCUUGUGAUAUAUUUUUGUUUGUGGAUACUUUUUCAGUUUGUGCAAAAUUUUAGCUGUAGAAGAAUAAAGUUUAGGUAGAAAUUGAUCAUCUUGCCAUAAGAAGCUAACCAGCGGUUUGGUUGCAUUGAUUAUCCGGAGGAAAUUUUUUCCAUGCUUCGCUACCCUUUUUCUUUUUUGUUAACCACCUUUAUUGUACUUGUUGGAUCUAAUGCCAGUGGUAAUCAUUAACAUUUCGACAGGACUGGACUGGUGAUAUGGAGGAUGAUGAUCAUGAUUAUGACACGGAAUACGAUAUCGCUUCUGCUAUUCUCCGUGAUGAUAAGGAAAGCUUGAUCCCGUUGAUUAAGAGCCUGCAUUUAAGAUAUAGGAACAAUAGAUUUGGUUCCCGUCGGAGUGAAAUCUGUAUGGCUGGCGCCUUGAACUGUGCCACUUCAAUGCUGGAAGGGGAGUUCAGCGCUGGAGGAGGCGUAAAUAUGCCAAUAAGCGGGAUUUUUCAGGCCGCAUUAUGCAGCUAUGUAUGAAUCUCCUGGAAUAUAAACGCAGGCGGCUCAGAUGCUUUUUGGGGCAGAAUGCUUUCUCUCUGGUAAAAUCUACCUUUCAGUUGAUAGCAUCCCUCUGUCUUCCUGUAUUGAAAUGUUCUUUGGAAGUUUGUAAGUUGCUUGCAUUGUCCUCCAAGAAUGUUGCAAAGGAGGCUUACAAUUAUGCCACAGAAGGAAAGCUCACUGAGUUUGCUGUCUUGCUAAUGGUGGCUUGUGAAAAGGUGUUAGUACCUAUCACAUUUUCUAGAGAAGAUGGUGACGGUUGGAAUGGAAGUACGACGGUCCACCAAUACCUUAAAAAUGCAAUUGGGUCACUAGUUGACGAGGAGUUCAAAUUACCAGGAUCAAUUGCGAAAAAGAAGUUGGCUCCGACUAAUAGGAACAAAAUGGUUUUGAGGUCAACUGCACCAGUGCUGGAUGUUUUUGAGAGGGCCGGCGAUGCUAUUGAGAAAUAUCCACAGUUAGAACAUUGCAGUACUCGAAAAGAACAAGUGGAGAGAGAUGUUGCUUUGAUUCUUGGGGAAUCUGGAUUUACAUUGAAGGCUGGAGACUUUGAUUUUAGCAUCAUAAACUGGAUGAAUUCCCAUGAUGACGUGAGGACCCCUAUCAAGUACGUAGAGACUCCAUCAGAGAGUUUGUCUCGACUAGUUCAUCCUCGCUUGUCCUUGCUGCAGCAAACAAAUUUUAACCCAAGGCAGAACGGAAUCAUUUGUGGCAGUGGUUUUUGGUACUCACGGCCGACAAUUCCUUCACAAAACCCCCAUCCUUUUUCCUCCAUGAAGAAUUCAACUAACUGGCAUCAUGUCCCAAAACGUAUCUUUGGUUCUCACUAUUCCACAAGCUGGGAUGUUCAAGUGAACAAGCAAACGAAAACAAUCGAGCAGGGUUUUCCCAACUUUUUACGUUUCAAUGUUGAUCAAGAGUGGGAUAAGAAGUGCUUGAUUCUUGUAGGUGGCAUCAUUGGAGUGUGAUCGUAUUCUUUCAUCUGGAGGGGAAUGCAGCUAUUAAGGAAGUGACAACGGGCCUGAUGCAGAAAUCAAAAAUCAAGAAGCUGUAGCAAACGAGAGAAUGGAUGUUGGAAUGAGCCAUUUCAUGCUUGAACAGUUCGUGGAAAGAUCUUUUGUGUCGGCACUCUCGAGCCAAGUGGUUUUUCGUAGGAUGAAAAUAAAGUGAACUAAGGCAAACAAAUCUGGGUUUCACACGGCGAUAACUGUCUAAAGCGUGCAUUUAAUGUUUCCACAACCCAGACACAGGUUGAGCUACUUUUAUGCCUGGAGUGGAUGAGGGGGCUAUCUGAUAAACUUGGUAAGGAGGUUGAAGAUUUGAACAGGGACAUCAAAACAUCAAAGCAUGUGUAUUUUCUUUCGAUUCUUAAACCGCUAUGACAGUACAACGACAGUAUCACGAACACUACAAUAACACGAAAAUUGACAACCGAUCAUAGAAUCAAAA